Daphnia pulicaria is the source of this 2006-nucleotide messenger RNA. RefSeq names its product coiled-coil domain-containing protein 6-like. Lineage: Eukaryota; Metazoa; Arthropoda; Branchiopoda; Diplostraca; Daphniidae. Bases 220 to 1638 code for a protein of 472 amino acids. The record is from RefSeq and is a predicted model, not a curated record. The transcript is spliced from 8 exons.
GUUGAACUCAUCCUCUCAUCUCUUGGCUAGACUGAACGUGAAACUAGCUGGAUAGAAAGUUAAAUGUCUAACCGAUUGUAGAUGUUUGACUGCAAACGUCUUUGUUUCUCCAGAAACUGAAUCAAGGUUUUAGAGAAAUUCGAUUUAGUUAAGGCUGUUUCUCUGAAUCUUUGAAUGGAGAAAUUGGUUACUGUAUAACAUUUUUUUACCCAACGUAUAAUGGAAAGCGGCCGGAACAGCGUUAAUAUGGCUGAUAGUGCUAGUGAAAGUGAUUGCAGCGUGGAUGGCGGACCUCAUAUGAUGCCUCCAUCGCCAGUUUCGAGAGAACAACUCCACAAACGUAUUGAAAGUUUACAACAGCAGAAUAAAGUUCUCAAAGUUGAGUUGGAUACGUAUAAACUAAGAGUCAAACAGUUACAAGAAGAGAAUCGGUCACUAAGACAAGCUUCAGUCAACAUUCAAGCCAGAGCAGAACAAGAAGAAGAAUUUAUCAGUAACACACUAUUGAAGAAAAUACAGGCACUCAAAAAGGAAAAGGAAACUUUGGCAUUGAAUUAUGAACAGGAAGAAGAGUGCCUUACAAAUGAUUUGUCACGGAAACUUAACCAGCUGAGACAGGAGAAGGUUCAACUUGAACAAACACUUGAACAAGAACAGGAAUGUUUAGUUAAUAAGUUGAUGCGAAAGAUUGAGAAAUUAGAAGCUGAAACUCAUACAAAGCAAAAUAAUUUGGAGCAGUUAAGAAGAGAAAAAGUUGAACUUGAAAACACUCUUGAGCAGGAGCAAGAAGCACUUGUAAAUAAAUUGUGGAAACGAAUGGAUAAACUAGAAACCGAAAAAAGGAAUCUACAAAUCAAGCUUGAUCAACCGGUAUCUGCUCCUGCUUCCCCUCGGGAUGCGAACAACGGUGAAGGUGCCCCGGCAAAUUCAACACCUGAGCAGCUAACUUCCCACAUACAGUGGUUGCGUAAUGAAGUUGCCCGUUUGAAACAUCAGCUUACCUUGUCACUUCAAGAGCAAGAGGAAAAAAUGGCUCAUUAUGUCCAGGAAGAAAAACAUAUACGAGACGAAAAUCUACGUCUUCAACGUCGGCUUCAGAUGGAAAUGGAGCGACGUGAAGCUCUUUGUCGACAUUUGUCGGAAUCAGAGUCUAGUUUGGAAAUGGAAGAAGAACGUCAUUAUAAUGAACUAACCGGAUACGGACACGUGGGUUCUUUAGGGGUUUCGGUAACACCUGUUAACCGUUCGCGUACAACUUCAAGCCCAGUUCCAACCAAUCGACCCCUAAGCCCUAGUUUGUUGACCUACAACAGGGACGGUUUGGUGGGUGUGCCGACUGCACCGUCAUCGAUAAUGAACACUGGGCGAGAUCCGUUUAGUCCGCCCAGCCCAAUGGGCAGAUGCCCAACUUGCGCUCAUGCAAUCAGUGCUCCGUCGUCAUCUCCACCCCAUGCGGGUUUGUCCACUGGUAUCCCACGCUCGCUUAUCCGGAUAUCACAAGAGAGAUUUGUCAAGCCAGCCGUUCCACCACAGACCGUAUCUUCACAAAAUCCUACUUCGCCAGCUGCUUCAGUCUCUCAUCCUCGUAGUAGCUCUGGCACGUCUUCUCCUAUGGAUACAUCAUCUGGGCGCAUAUAAUAACUCAGUACGUUUUGGAUACUUCCGAUCCAUUUACCAGUUUACAUCAUCAAAUUGGCACAUUGUACGAAGAAUUAAAACUUACUCUUCAAUUCCAAAACUAUCCCUUCAGUCAUACACCUUUUUGGUGAAGCAGUUAAGGUUUUUCUACGUUUUUUUUCCUCGGUCUUUCUGUAUUUCUGCUUAUUUCCAAGUGUGGCUUUCGAGUUUCUAUUCUGGAGUUAUUUUGGAUUUUGCAGAUUUACUAAGUGCAACCUUUUGAGCAUCUUGAAGUUCGGGUGUUUCAAUUUCUCUCAAUAUUCUUGGAAUUAUGCUUAUGCUUAUUACGUCUUUUCUCGUGAAUCAAUACGAAAAUAUUGUAACGGGUC